AGGGGUAGAGUAUAUAAACUGUCAAUGACCAUUGCUGCAGCUGCAAUGAGGGGACCAUAAAAGAUCUGCAGCCAAGCAGACAGUUUGUCAUCCACAUCUGGUUCACAGAGACAGACCGUGAGGCAACUGCAAUCAGAGAUCCCUGCAAGGCUGAACCAGACGCUGUUAGCACCUCAACCUGCAACAAAUACAAUUUCCUGGCUAAUUUUCCUGUUUGCUGUCCUAACUCAGUGGGUGAGCUCGAUUUGAUGCUAAAGCUUUUUCUGAUGUUGAUCGUGUUGAGGGCUGAAACAAGGGUUGGAGUCUCUCCCUGAGCCUCAGGAUGAGUUGUAUUACCUUAUCUGUGUUGCUCUUGUUGCUGUCAUGUGCCUUGGCCAACAUUAAAGAUAACAACCUUUCCGGAUUUUGUGCUGGACAUCCAGGAAUUCCAGGAACUCCAGGACGUAAUGGGUAUCCAGGGCUGCCGGGGCGGGAUGGGAGAAAUGGGAGGGAUGGAAUGCCUGGAUUACCAGGACAGAAGGGCGAAGCAGGAAUACAAGGUUUGCGUGGUCCAAUGGGGGAGCAAGGAAAUCCAGGGCUACCUGGACCAAUAGGUGAGAAAGGAGUCAAAGGGGACAGUAUAAUUAACUACAUCUCAGCAUUCAGUGCAAAACGUUCCAAAACUCACACCCUGCCCCAGCUUGAGGAAGCAGUCCAGUUCAAUGUGAUUAUAUACAACGAUCAAAGACACUAUGACCCGGAGACAGGAAAAUUCACUUGUGAGAUUCCAGGGCUCUACUAUUUCGUGGUCCAUUCCACCGUUUUCAAAACCAGCCUGCAGUUUGACAUCAUGAAGAACAAUGUUUCCAUGUCAUCUUUCUUCCAGUACUAUGACAACUGGCCAAAGCCUGUCUCACUGUCAGGUGGGGCUCUCAUGCAUUUGGACGCCAAGGACCAGGUGUGGGUGCAAGUGGCAGUGGGAGAUUACAACGGGAUUUAUUCUAGUGUAAAGACAGACAGCACCUUCACUGGGUUUUUAGUCUAUUCUGAUUGGCAAAAUGCUCAAAUUCUGGUUUAAUGUUGUUACUUUUGCUCAUUGCUAUAUCAUGUAUGGAUUGUACUUUGCAUCAAACUGAACUUUAAAUGUAUGAUAUUGGUAGAAAGUCAAUACUUCUUUGCGUACAUUGCAUCACCUGUACGGUUACAUCCUGUUCCUGAAAUGUAAACCAAAUCCAAUGUCUGUUUAUAAACGAAGUCUAUUUUG
This is a messenger RNA of Hemiscyllium ocellatum (epaulette shark), 1243 nucleotides long. It is a transcript of the gene c1qtnf5, whose product is annotated as C1q and TNF related 5. The record is from RefSeq and is a predicted model, not a curated record. The transcript has 3 exons. Gene Ontology annotation, molecular function: protein binding. Lineage: Eukaryota; Metazoa; Chordata; Chondrichthyes; Orectolobiformes; Hemiscylliidae. The coding region runs from base 323 to 1057 and encodes 244 amino acids.